AAACACAGAGAGAGAGAGAGAGACCCUAACCACAGGAACUCAGGCUGUUCACGGGCGUCCACACAGCUACCUCACCAGGACCCCGGAGAGAGUAGCGGACUGACCAGGGUAGAGACCAGCUAACAAACCACCAAAAAAGCUCAGCAUAAAAACCAUGAUCUGAUAGAAGAGCUGAAAAACCUUCACACUUACCACCAGAGGAGCCAACCGAUGAGUGGACUGACCGACGAAUAGACCACCUCAACCCAUGACCUCUGUCUCUGCUGGAAUACAUACCUAACCCUAAACGCAGAGACAGACCGGGACACAGAGAGAGAGAGGACGCUUUGGACGCCUGAAACAAGAGGAUGUACCAGCAGUUUGUUCUGUCAAUCCUGCUUGCAGGCAUCCUGUGUGCGGUGGGCGGCGACACCCGCAAGACCCGCCUCCAGGGCUCCAUCCCCAACCCUUUCAAGGGGAAGGGCAACACCUCUGACAAACGCACCCGUAAACAGGAAAUACUUGCUUCCAGCCAGGAAGCUCUCGUCGUCACAGAGAGGAAGUACCUGAAGAGCGACUGGUGCAAGACCCAGCCGCUGCGUCAGACCGUGAGCGAGGAGGGCUGUGUCAGUCGUACCGUCAUCAACAGGUUCUGCUACGGCCAGUGUAACUCCUUCUAUAUCCCACGGCACGUUAAGACGGAGCACGAUUCUUUCCGGUCCUGUGCUUUCUGUCGGCCGCAGCGGUUCACCACGCUGACCGUCGAGCUGGACUGUCCCGACCUCCAGCCACCCUUCAGGCACCGUAAGAUCCAGAGAGUCAAACAGUGUCGCUGUAUAUCGGUCUCCGUCAGUGACUCUGGGAAGCAGUGAUACUCGUCUCCCUCCUGCUUCUCUCUCUUUUUAAAAAAAAAAUCAUCUUGGACAAUCCUUAGAUACUAUCCAGAUGUUCAUCGCACCACACAGGAAACUGUUUGUACAAGACUUGAGUACAUGAGGGUGUAGAACAUGCCUUUUACUGACGGGCACAUAGAAUGAAUACAUAAAACCUGAAGGGGCCUACUCUUCUUUAGAAGUACUGAGCAUGAGACAUUUCUAUGGAGCAGCUCUGCGUUGAUCUUUUUAUUUUACCUUUAUUUAACUAGUCAGUUCUGAACAAAUUCUUAUUUUCAAAUGACGGCCUAGGAACUUGGGGCAGAACGACAGCUUUUUACCUUGGUCGGCAUGGGGAUUCGAUCUUACAACCUUUCGGUUACUAGUCCCAACGCUCUAACCACUAGGCUACGCUACCCCCCCCCCCCCCCCACAUGAGACAAACUUGACAUUUCUACAACCCAGGCCGAAUUAACCCAUGACUAUAUACACUCUGCAGUUCAAAGAUGGUGGAUAAAUGAUGUCUUACUCAGGCAUUUUACUUUGUAAAAAAACAAAACGGUCACAGUUCCAGACUGCUUAAGAAGGUGCCUCUCCCAUAGACGACAAUGCGAUAGCAGCUCGUUCUGGUCUACUUUGUUCAUUGACUGUAUAUGAACCAGAGGAAGAAAAAAAAAAAGCAGAGUGAGACAUCUCACUUCCUCUACCAUCUCUGCAGAAACAGAUUUACCUGGACCACAGGUCUCCUCCUCAGCCUGUCGGUGAGCGGGGUCAUAUUCAAAUGGAAGAAAACUGACAAACAAAAAGGGACUUGUCCAAUACAAAAUGCUACAUUUUCAACUACAAAACGUGUUGCUAAUGUAUGCCCUAAUGAAUAUGAGCAUAUUCCACAGAGGGACUCUGGGAGAUAAGUUGUUGGAGAGACUGACUGGGUUAGUAGCUGACCUACUGCAGCACCAGACUACCUGGGGGUUCCACAGAGGGUAGGAAAGACUGACUGGGUUAGUAGUAGACCUACUGCAGCAACAGACUACCUGGGGUUUCCACAGAGGGUAGGAGGUUGUUGAAUAGAGACUGACUGGGUUAGUAGUAGACCUACUGCAGCACCAGACUACCUGGGGGUUCCACAGAGGGUAGGAGGUUGUUGAAUAGAGACCGACUGGGUUAGUAGUAGACCUACUGCAGCAACAGACUACCUGGGGUUCCACAGAGGGUAGGAGGUUGUUGAAUAGAGUGACUGGGUUAGUAGUAGACCUACUGCAGCACCAGACUACCUGGGGUUUCAGAGGGUAGGAGGUUGUUGAAUAGAGACUGACUGGGUUAGUAGUAGACCUACUGCAGCACCAAACAACCUGGGGUUUCAGAGGGUAGGAGGCUGUUGAAUAGAGACUGACUGGGUUAGUAGUAGACCUACUGCAGCACCAGACUACCUGGGGUUUCAACAGAGGGUAGGAGGUUUUUGAAUAGAGACUGACUGGGUUAGUAGUAGACCUACUGCAGCAACAGACUACCUGGGGGUUCCACAGAGGGUAGAAGGUUGUUGAAUAGAGUGACUGGGUUAGUAGUAGACCUACUGCAGUAACAGACUACCUGGGGGUUCCACAGGCAAUAUAUCAUUCUGUACAAAUAAAUAUCACAUUAUUAGAUUUAGAGAGAUUAUAUCACUACAAUGUUACAUUAUAAUAACAUUUAUCAUUACCUAAAUUAAUAAAUGAUAUGCUAAAUCUA
Molecule: messenger RNA, 2579 nt
Organism: Salmo salar (Atlantic salmon)
Lineage: Eukaryota; Metazoa; Chordata; Actinopteri; Salmoniformes; Salmonidae
Gene: grem2
Product: gremlin 2, cysteine knot superfamily
Biological process (GO): animal organ morphogenesis
Molecular function (GO): receptor ligand activity; BMP binding
Source: RefSeq, marked provisional